ACAUAUAUACAAUUGUAUGUUUAGAAAAAAAUACAAGCGUAUUCUAGAUAAACAUAAUAUGCACAUAACACAAAAAAAUGAAUGAAAAUGAUCUGUACGAUGAAUCUACUUUGUUAAAUCAACCAUGGAACCCUGUGAGUUAUUUUGAAGAGGAGAACGAAGCAACAGGUGGGAAUGAGCAAUCUGCAUACUCUCCAAACAAACUUGCCUCCUUAUUUGAGACAAACAUUGUUGCAAUCAAUGACGACUUUGAACCUCUAAAACUAAAUGUACAAGAAUUAGAUGCUGUUGACGCUACAUCAGGUGAAACUAACACUGAUAAUCUCAGUCAAUUUACCUUAGAGACUGAAGAUGGACUGCAAGUGCUGGACACACCAUAUGCUAUCAAUCAAAGAAGUAUACUGGACGAUUUCAACCGUUUAAGAAAAUGGCAAAAUUCUGUUGAUAAACCUGAUAAAGACGUGUUUAAAAGUGAUCCAGUUUCUGAAAAAGAUGUUUAUAUUGGAGAACCUGUGUCAAAUAGCGAUACUUACAUAAAACAACAAUCGUCCCUUGAAAAAGAUAACGAGGUUGAAACAGAACUGUCUUCUGAUCAAGAUACAGAUGUCUCUUCUGAUAAUAAAAAUGUUUUGCCUGAUGAAUUCAUAUCAGAUAAUCUCAAUUUAGAGCAAGAGCAGAAUGAAGAUAGAGACAUUGAUGUUGACUUAUUGUUGCAGGGUCCACCUAUUUCCAAUGCUUUUUCUAAUAAAGAACUUAAAACAGACAAUAAUAUAAAUGAUAAUAACCAUGAAUUGCCCGAAGCAUGUCAAUUUAUUAACACUACUUCUUUGAUUGAUCAAGACUUAGUUAUACCGGUAACUGAGAAUGUAGAGACUAGUCAUGAUAAUAAUUUAUUAAAUGUUGAAUUAUCCAUUCCAGAGGAACCUAUAAAAUUGGUUGACAUAGAAGAUUCUGAACUGCCUUCACAUCAAUUUGAUGUACAGGUAUUGCCAGAAAAAACAGAUGUAAACGAUGACAAUAGAAAAAGUUUAGGUGACCUUAAUGCUAUUGAACAAAAUAUUGUGGAAGAGCCAAGUAAUGAGUCUGCAACAAGCAAUAAAGCCACAAAAUCAGAGCCAGACUUCACCUCUUCUCCAAUCAUUGUUGCAGAAGGUCAGCAUAUCGUAAAUACAACAACAGAAAAUAUAAUCUCAUCAAGUGACACCACUGAUAUUGAUGCAUUAGUUGACCUUGCUGAGAAUCUUAUUCUUUCGACUUCAUUUCAAGAUAAGAACCAAGACAAAAAUUCUUCCCUUUCUCCUACUACAGAAUUAACAGAUACUCCAAGUUCUAACUUUUCCACUAAUGUUGACAAUGAUACAAGUGUGAAUGAAACCAUUGAAACAGUUAAUGUAACAAGUAGUCCGAGUACAUCUGAAGCAAAUAAUACCACUGAUAUUACCACCGAUAUUACCACUGAUAAUACCACUAAUAUUACCACUGAAGUGGUGGAUACCUCUGACAAUAUUGAAGAUGUUAGUAGUAAUAGUGAACAUGUUGUUGGUUUCAAGGAAGAAACUGAUUUGGUUGAUAUGGCUAGCUUUGAAAAUGACCUUGCUGUACUUGAGAAUGAAUUUGCAAAUGAACUUUGUGAGGCAAGUGACAGCAAGGAGCAAGCACUUACCUCUGCUAGUAAUUCACUAAGCAAUGAUUUUAAUGAAUUACCAAAAAAAAAACAUAUAAAUAUUUUAAAAACUGUAGAACUAAGUAGUGAAACUGCUAGUGUUAAUGAAAAUUUAACUUCCAAAAUUUCAUCGGAAAAUGUAUCAGUUGGUAAUGAUUCAAAAUGUAAUGAUGUUGAUGUUUCCCCUGUACAGCUAAGAAAUUCAUUAAAAUGUUUAACUCCAGAUGAUGAAGAUGAAGAAGUUCUUACAAACACCUUGGAGGAGAUCUCAAAUGAGGAGACUAUUAGUCAUGAUUUAUGUUCACUUCCUGUGGAAGCUUCGUUGCAAAAUAGCGGUUUAAACGAUGUGCAAACUGAAAUUGAAUCUGAACAGGAAAAUAAUGAAUUUACAUCUGUGACUGAUGUGACAGAAGAAGAAAAUACUGUAAUACUUAUGUCCAAUGAUGAUAUAAGCACUGUCAAUAAUGAGCUUGAAAACACAAAUAAUGGUGACAAUAUAAACGAAACGGGACUAGAAUCGGCAACAGAGAAUACAACUGAAAAUUUAAACACUUCACAAAAUAUUGCUACAAAUGAACCAAUAGUUGCUGAAGAGACAAAUGACGAGAUAGUUGAAGAAUUAAACACUGAUGUAACACCUGCCAUUGACACCCAUGAAACUAAUAAUACAGAAACUAUUGAAACAUCAGAGGCAACUGACACCAUAUCUGAACAACCUCGAAGGUCUACUGGUUCUGUCAGAAGAGUAAGAUUUUCUCUAGAUGCAGAGCAAGAAAACAGAGAGGAAGCAAGGGCUAAUGAAACUUCAGCUACUAGUGAGGCAACAGCAAUAACAGACGAAAUGAGAAAUCUGGGCUGGUAUGCACCAAAAUGGAUCCCGGACAUAGAUGCUAAAAGUUGUAUGAAAUGUGACAUGAAAUUUACAGUUGUCAAAAGACGACAUCAUUGUCGGGCCUGUGGAAAGGUGCUUUGUGGCCAAUGUUGUAACAUGAAGUUUCAUUUACCUUACAUGGACUAUAAACCUGCUAGAGUUUGCCAGACAUGUUGUGAUGUUAUGGUGGCAGUCUUAAAUAUACCACGAAUUGGCGAUUCAGUACCUCCCACACCUUACCAAGCCAACAAUUCUUCGUCGUCCCUUCCUGAAGCUCCACCACCAUAUUCAGAAAUAAAUGAUGGUGGUCGUACAGAAAGAUUAGGUUCGAAUUCUUCAGAUGCUCCUCCCUAUUCAGAAGCUCCAAGCUCUAGUGGAAGGUAUUCAGAACAGCCAGCGCAAGUUUUACCAGCAGCUCAAGCAUUGGAGCAUCUACCUACAAUGAGGCCUCCAGGUUUUCCUGGUUCACCAGUAAAUGAUAUGAUGAAUUUCCAAUUACCAGCCUAUACUCCAAGUGUACGUCAACGCCAAAGUAGAAACCGUAGUGAGUCUGAAAUGAGUGCAGUAAUCAUGUUUAACAGUACUGUCACCAACCUCCCACCUAUUUUGCGACGUAAUAAUGAAGAAACAAGAAUUGUGAACAAUCCAGACCUAACCACCUUAUUUAACGAAAUUAAUGAUGAUAUUGCAGAGCCUAUUUCGUUCAUUGUCAACAAGAAUUUGGUUGUCAAAGUAAAAGUUAUCAACAUGGAUUGCUGUGUUGAGAAAAGAUGUUGGUGUUUUGUUUCUGAUGGCAUGGGAGCAUCAAACCAAGAGGAAGUGGUCAUUUUAAUUAAGCAUGGUUCAUCAAACCUGGAAGAUGUUACACUUACACGUAAGGUUCUACAGCAAAUGAAUGCUGUAUUUGAAAAAGCUAAACAUGGUAAUCCUGUGGCAGAACUUGAAGAAAUGGAGUUUGAUCCUAACAUGCUGUGCUCACCAAAGCACGUUGGUGUCUUAUUUUUUAAAGCUACUUUGCAGUGUUUACAAAAGCUGAUCUUGCCAACCUCACCUUAUCUGUUUGGUUUGUAUAUUCAACCUUCAGAAUUACCUUGGGCGAAAAACUUUCCACUUCGUUUGCUACUAAGAAUUGGUGCUGAGUUCAAAUAUUACCCAUGUCCAUUGUCCAACAUUUUGGAUCGUCCGCCGGUUUAUUCUGGUGUUGGAAGAACUAUAUUGGAUUUGUUGGCCGAUUUUCGCAAUUUUCAAUACACUUUACCACGGGUGGCAGGUGUGACAAUAAAUCUUCGUGAACGAGAUACUAUCAUACGUUUACCGCAGCAUCGAUAUGAUGAGGUAUUGAAAGCCGUCAACGCUUCGGAAGAGAACGUUUUAUCACUUGCUGGAAAUUUUUCUUCAACGUGCGAUGGUCAUUUGGUCUCCGUUGAGAAAGACGGGCGUUACAAAACACAGACUUUGAGCAUUGUCUUAAAAGAAAAGAGAAAAGUGACAUGUGCAAGUUUUGUUGUGAUCAGCGCAGCAUUGAAAUCGAAUCCAGAAGGGAUAAAAGCAAAAGCUAGUAUUGUUGAAGACGGAGUUAUGGUACAAGUGACCACGGAUGUGAUGAAAGAAUUUAAAGCUGCCAUCAAAAAUAUGAAGGAAUAUUCCGUCACUGCUGGCGCGCCAUCUUCUGAAGAGUCUUCUCAAGUUGGUAUAGAAUGGUGCACAGCGGACGUUGUGGAAAGACCAAGGUUACUCAGUCCAAUUGACGCUACGUCAUUCGAUAAUCUUACAAACAUGAAAAUACGACACAGUUACGACUAUACAUCGAACAACCUUACAGCAAAAAUACACUGGGUGGAAGUGUAUUUUUUACCGCAAGAUAAUGACACUGUCCAACGUCUUUCGGCGAGAGAGCUCGGUCAGAUGACUUCGUCUAUUGCUAAAGCUUGCAUGAGUGCGUUGUCGCCGCAUUUAAUGACGUUGAUCGCCUUGGAGAUGACGAGAAUUGGGUUAAGAGUUAAUCUAGCCGCAGACUUUGUUGAAUACAAAAUUGGUGCCAACCUCACUACCUUGCCUCUCCAACUUUUACCCAACCUCGAUGACAAGUUGGUACCUGCCAUCCAUGGUGUGAUGUCGAAUGCGCAGGAACGUGUCGCGGUCGAGCUCAUCUUUCAAGUUGUAAAGAUUGUGUAAUGAAAGCGAGUGGGUGUCGUGAAGAUAGCGACUUAUAGUGUGAUUCUUAUUUUCCCUAUUGGUGCAGCGCUAAAGUUUGUGGAAAGAGAUGCUGGUUGUAUACGGCUCUUGGAAAAGAAUGGUAAUGUAGUGGAAUGCCACUUACUGUAAAGGUAUCAAUUAAUUUUGUUCCACUCGAUGGUCAGUGUAACUUUAAAAUGUUUGUUAAUUUUUUUUUUGGUUUAUUAAUAUAAAUUUUUUACAUUGCAUGCAUAAAAAGCUUAUUUAUUUCUGUUGGUAUUGAACUAGAAUUUUGACGUUGAGAUUUUUUUGAAACAUGGAAACGAAGUUUAUCUAAGCAUCUGAGUUAAUAAAGUACGAAUGACGUUGCAUAAAUAUUUGUUUCUCCAUCGGAUAGGUUUUAAAGUAGUGUGAGGAUUUACAUAUCUUCUUCGUUGAGGUUUUAGGGCAGUGGUACAGAAUUUGUCAAUAUUUAUAUAUUUUUAUAUAUUACACUUGUUAUAUUUGUUUUUUGUAUGUUAAUAUGAAAUUGCCGUGUUCUUCGCACGUGUUUCCGUUUUGGGAGAGGUUGUAUUUUAGCAUUAUUACAUCGACGAUUUUGUGAGUAUGACAGUGUUUCUAGCUUCUGUCAUUGAAGGUCACAUUUUAUCUUCGAGAAGGACAACUUUGUGUCUACAAACACCUUUGUGACCAGCUCUUUUUUUCUCGUCAAAUAUAAGAAAGCGAAGAACGUAUUGGUUUUGGAGUUGGGAAUUUAUUAUUUACCGUGGGUUUACUUUUUGUUAAAAAAUAUCAAAAUCAAUUUA
Molecule: messenger RNA, 5515 nt
Organism: Hydractinia symbiolongicarpus
Lineage: Eukaryota; Metazoa; Cnidaria; Hydrozoa; Anthoathecata; Hydractiniidae
Exons: 19
Coding region: 78-4709 (1543 amino acids)
Biological process (GO): endosomal transport
Cellular component (GO): early endosome membrane
Molecular function (GO): metal ion binding
Source: RefSeq, a predicted model, not a curated record